AUGCCACCCUUAGGAGACGCCGACACAAUCCGCAUCCUCGUCUCAACUGACAAUCAUGUCGGCUACAACGAGCGCGACCCCAUCCGCGGCGACGACAGCUGGAAGACCUUCCACGAAAUCAUGUGCCUCGCCAAAGAGCGCGACGUCGACAUGGUGUUGUUGGCUGGCGACUUAUUCCACGAAAACAAACCAUCCCGCAAAUCCAUGUAUCAAGUCAUGCGCUCCUUACGCGCAAAUUGUCUGGGUGACAAGCCCUGUGAAUUAGAGCUGCUGAGUGACGCUAGUGAGAAUUUCCAGGGGGCGUUUAAUCAUGUUAAUUAUGAGGAUCUGGAUAUCAAUGUUGCCAUUCCGGUGUUCUCGAUUCAUGGGAAUCAUGAUGAUCCGUCUGGAGAAGGGCAUUUAGCGGCGUUGGAUAUCUUGCAGGUUUCAGGGUUGUUGAAUUAUUAUGGGCGAACGCCGGAGUCGGAUAACAUACAGGUUAAACCUGUAUUAUUGCAGAAGGGUCGCACUAAACUUGCGCUGUAUGGUCUGAGUAAUGUGCGCGAUGAGCGAUUGUUUCGGACGUUUCGAGAUGGCAAGGUCAAAUUCUUCCAGCCUUCGGUGCAGAAGGAGGAUUGGUUCAAUUUGAUUUGCGUCCAUCAAAAUCAUCACGCUUAUACGGAGACGGGAUAUCUUCCAGAGAAUUUUCUUCCAGAGUUUCUUGACUUGGUUAUUUGGGGCCAUGAGCACGAGUGUCUUAUUGAUCCCAAACUGAAUCCGGAAACUAAUUUUCAUGUUAUGCAACCCGGGUCUUCAGUGGCUACGUCUUUGGUUCCAGGUGAGGCCGUCACUAAGCAGGUGUCGAUUCUAUCUAUUACCGGGAGGGAAUUCAAAAACGAGCCAAUACCGUUGAAGACCGUGCGUCCAUUCGUUAUGAAGGAGAUUGUGCUAUCUGAAGACAAAACAGCCAAGAAAUUGGCGCGAAAGGAGAACAACCGCACUGAAAUUACACGUUUGCUGAUGACCUACGUUGAGGACCUAAUCGAGCAGGCCAAAGCAGAAUGGUUAGAGACGCAUGAAGAUGAUAUUGGAGAUGACGAAGAACCCGAAAUUCCUCUUCCUCUUGUCCGUCUUCGUGUGGAAACCUCUACACCGGACGGUGGUAGUUUUGACUGUGAAAACCCACAGCGCUUCUCCAACCGUUUCGUGGGUAAAGUAGCCAACGUGAAUGACGUUGUACAAUUUCAUCGAAAGAAAAAAACCACCACGUCACGCAAAAAGGACGAUCUAGAUGCUGAGGCAGCUGUGUCGCAUUUAUCGACCCUCGAUACAGUCAAAGUCGAACAAUUAGUACGCGAGCUGCUCACUGCGCAAUCGCUGACUAUCCUGCCCCAGAACCUUUUCGGUGACGCCGUCACUCAGUUUGUUGACAAAGAUGAUAAGCAUGCCAUGGAGCUGUUUGUGAAUGAGUCACUUGAUAGUCAGAUCAAGCAUCUCUUGACGUUAGAGCGCGAUGCAGAUUUUGAAGAUGAGGACGAGACACAUCAAUCACUACGAAACGCAAUGGAAAAAUAUCGUGGUCAAAUGGAAGACAUGUUCGCCAAAGGUUCAGUGAAACGAACUCGAGGACAAAAGAAAUUCAAGCCCAAGCCAGACGGCUGGGAUUCGGAGUUUGAUGGCGCAUGGGAAGACCAGCCUGGAGCAUUGAUUCAUUCUGAUAAUGAAGGUGGUGACCCGAUUGAAGAAGAUGUUGCCGAAGAUGGCACCGAAAGAGCCGCACCAUCUGGUCGGGGUAGAGGAAGGGGUCGUGGUGGACGCGGUGCGGCGACUACUACAAGAAAGAGGGCAACUGCUGCUACUGCUACUGCGACUACUAAAUCCGGUACAGCAUCACGCGGAGGCAGAGGCAAGAAAACUGUUGUGUCGGACGACGAUGAAGAUGAAGAUGUGGUCAUGGUUGAAGACUCCAUGGAGGAGCCCGAAGCAAUCGUCUCAGAUGAGGAUGACUCGCAGGCCCUUUUUGUCCAACAAUCGCGCGGCAAAAAGUCGACCACUACGGCAAGGAAACCCGCGGCAAGUACUACCACAACGGCAUCAAAAAGUCGCAGCAAAAAGGCAGGCUCCCCAGCGCCAUCGUCGGUAACAGCAGGCGCAUCAUCUACAAGACGCGGUGGCCGGGGAGGAGCAAAAUCAACGCAGCAGACGACGCUGAAUUUCGCAUCGCAGGCCAGUUCGACGGGUGCCGUUCGACGGAAUGCUGCGCGUACAGCAAGAGCCGGAUUUACGGAGAUGAGCGAUGACGAGGAUGACGAUGACGAUGAUGCGUUUGAGCCUGCGACGAUCACUCGUAAACGUCGGUAG
Molecule: messenger RNA, 2340 nt
Organism: Talaromyces marneffei
Lineage: Eukaryota; Fungi; Ascomycota; Eurotiomycetes; Eurotiales; Trichocomaceae
Exons: 2
Coding region: 1-2340 (779 amino acids)
Biological process (GO): double-strand break repair via homologous recombination; meiotic DNA double-strand break formation; telomere maintenance
Cellular component (GO): Mre11 complex; nucleus
Molecular function (GO): manganese ion binding; DNA endonuclease activity; 3'-5'-DNA exonuclease activity
Source: RefSeq, a predicted model, not a curated record